Nezara viridula (southern green stink bug) is the source of this 9652-nucleotide messenger RNA. The record is from the annotation of a GenBank genome assembly. Lineage: Eukaryota; Metazoa; Arthropoda; Insecta; Hemiptera; Pentatomidae.
GAAAGUUAAACCUUUGUUGCAAAAUGGCGACUACCAAAAUGUUUAAUUUAGGACAGUGACAGUUAGCUAUUGUUUACUGUCACAUUUAGGACUUGAUUGGUUAUGACUAAUAUACUCUAAGAGUUACACUAUAUUCUAUUUUUGUUUUGUGUUUGUGUUUUUAAUGAUAUUAUUAUGCACAAAAGAAACAAAAUUUGCCCUGUGUUAUGGCAAUGGAAAGAAAUUCAUGUCAGCAACCGAAGCAGUAUGAUUAUUUGUUAAAAUUUUUAUUAGUGGGAGAUAGUGACGUUGGAAAACAAGAAAUUUUAUGUGGUCUAGAGGAUGGUUCAUCUGAAUCACCCUUUUGUAGUGGAAGUGCUUAUAAAACCACAACAAUAUUACUAGAAGGUAAGAGAGUUAAACUUCAACUAUGGGAUACAUCAGGUCAAGGAAGGUUCUGUACAAUUAUUAGAUCCUAUUCAAGAGGUGCUCAAGGCAUACUUCUUGUUUAUGACAUUACCAACAAAUGGUCUUUCGAUGGGAUUGAUCGAUGGUUAAAAGAAGUAGAGGAGCAUGCUCCUGGUGUACCUAAAGUACUUGUUGGUAAUCGAUUGCAUUUAGCAUUCAAACGGCAAGUUGGAACCCGGGAAGCAGAAAUGUAUGCUGCUAAAAACAGCAUGGCUUUUUUUGAAGUAAGCCCGUUAUGUGAUUUUAAUAUAACAGAAAGCUUUUCUGAACUGUCUAGAAGAGCUCUUCAUAGAAAUGGAAUGGAAAGGCUUUGGAGAUCAAAUAAAGUAUUGUCUCUGCAAGAACUGUGUUGUAGAGCAAUAGUUGCGAAAACUACAGUUUAUGGAAUUGAGCAGCUUCCAUUGCCUAUCUGUAUAAAGUCCCAUUUAAAAUCAUACGCCAUGACAAGAUCAACUACAUUGCCAUCAAGCGGAAAGAAGCGUAAUACUUCAUCUGCUCUCUCAUCACCGGCUGCUACGCUCCCAGCAACUCGACCUCCAUCAGCUCCUCGUAACUCUUGUAUUAUUGCAUAAUCCCUUUGUUGUAAUAUACUAAUAUAACUUUCAUCUUAUACUGCAGAAGUGAUUUUCAUAAAUUAAAAAUAUUCCAUCAUAUUUUAUGUUUUGCCAUUUAUUAUAAUCAGAAAUAGUAUUUGAAUGUUAUAAAUUCAGUAGAGUCCCACUAAUCUGGACUAAAUGUUAAAUAGCUGCAAAUGCAAGUCAUAAAAUAUUUUGAUGAUUUUUUUUUUCUUAUUAGUAUUCUUAACCUUUCAUUCUUAAUACUAUGAUAUGUAUAUAUAUAUCUACAUUUUUGCCCUGCAAACUGAUAUAGCCUUUUUGUGAUUUAAACUAAAAAUUUAUUAUUGCACUUUACAACACAAAACCCGGAUACAUUAAUGUUGUAUUGGAAGAAUUAUGAAUUUUAAAAACAAAAUAGAAGUAUUGGUAAAAAUACAAAUGUGUAAAUUGAGUGUUCCGUGAUUCACCGAUACACGUUACUAUUGUGUUGUAACAUAGACGAAACAGUUUUUUAAUUUUUUCCAUUUAAGUCAAAGCCUUUUCUCAAAUUAUUUUGUUGCCGUUUGCAAAAUAAAAGUCUUAAUUAGUUUAUAACUUGAAAAUACCGACCAAUCAUCUUUGUCUCUCUAAAAUACAGACAAAGAAUAAAAUAACAUGUAAACGUUUCACUAAUUCAGGCAUCACCUGGACAGAAAAGAAAACAAAUUCAAGAUCACAUCACUGUUUGACAUCCAAUGGCAUACUGAUCAAAAUAUCAUGAAUGUUUACGGGUUAUUUUAUUUUUUGACUGGAUUUCAGUGACAUAAGGCUGUUUGGUUGGAAUUUUCCAAUUAUAAACUAACAGCUCUGUCUCUUCGUAAGUGUUUACUCAUUUACAUUGAAUUAAUUUUUAACUUUUUUUCCUUUUUUUUUUGUAAUCCUGUCCGGAUUAUUAUGACCCUACUGUAAUUUAGGGGGAGAAAAAAAAAAUUCUACUUGUUACUAAUGUUAUUCUGAUAUUUUAUAUGAUUUAGUUAGUUAUUAUUUAGGUGAAUUCAAAAUAUUAAAUAUUCUGAUUAUUAUUCAAUAAAUAAGCUUUUAAAAUAAUUGUCUAAUAAUAUCAGAAUUAAUAUACUCUCUUACAGGUUUCAUUGUAUUUUAUUCCAUUAAUUUCUUAUAAUGAAUAUAUAAAAAUUGUUGAUCAGUUUAUUGUUUUUAAUUAACAUUUAUGCCUGUAAAAUCUGUCGAUCUAUACAAACAAAUUUAGAAGAUAUUUAAAUUACCAUUGUUAAGCAUAAUAAGUCAUCAGAAUAUUUUUAUAAUAUUGCAAGUUCAAAUAUCUUAUCCAUUAUACUGUAUAUUUAUUAAUGGCAAAUAGACUUAAAGAGAUUUCCUAAGAUUAGUCCAAUAUUAUAAUCUAAUCAAAUAAUAUUACUAAAGUGAUUAAAGAAUGUUCCCCAUAGAAGUUCUCUUAAUGUUACUAAUUUGUGACAUUGAUUGAUAGUUUUAUUAUAAAUAUGACUCAUAAAAUUUAAUUUUAUCUUAGUGUCACUAAAAAUCAUUUGUUUUGAUUUUUAGUAAUAUUUACUCAAAUAGUAUUUUUACCCAAAUAGUAAACUACUUUUUCAUUAUUGAUUACGUUAGAUUUAUAUUUUUUAGUAUCAAUUUUUUUUUUUUUAAUAACAGGUUCUAUGCCAUAUAAGUUACAUUAAUAAGUUAAAUUGUAAUAUGUUUUAUUCUUGUGUGUAAUGUCAGUACAGAAACAGAUUCUAUGAGUAAGAAAGAGUGAGCAAAGAAAAUUAGGAAACAAAUAAUCGUCAACAUCCCAAUAAAUUGUAAAUAAUGUACAUAAAUUCUUGAGUGUAAUUGUAAACGAUUUUGCCCUAUGAAUAUUUAUUUUUAUAAGUCCUAUAAUGUCCAGUAUUAAUUAGUAUGGUGAUUUUAAUACACCUGAUUUUUUUAAAUGUUUGAUAUGAUUUAUAGACUGGGGGUUGGAAUCGUUCUGGGCUAAGCAUAGCUUAGUUUAUAAAGAUCAAACUGCUUUGGUACUAAGUCGCUUUUUGUAAAUUAUUAUUAAACUCCAGUAUAAUUUUUGAAUCUUUUGAUUAUAAAUUAUUUAUUACGAGUAUUUUAUAGUGAAUUCUGUGUUUUAGAUGAUCUUUGUGUUUUUUUUAAAUUCUGUUAUUCGGAAGUUUGUGUUUUGUAGUAAUAUUCAAUCAUUCAGACAGUAUUCGACAGAAAAGAACCAAGUUUUGAAUAACCCUAAAGUAAAAGUAUUAAAAAAAUCUGCAAAUUUUCAAAUACGUAUUUUUUUUUUUUCCACAAACUUAAUUUUAUUCUAUACUUUAUUCACUUCAAAUUUCUGAUUUUUUAAAAAUAAAAAUAUUAAGCCCCAUUCACAGCCAGCCACCUUUAUCUCAUUUUUAUUUAUUUAAUGGAUUGGUUUGUUGUUUAAUGCUGUCCAUUUAUUAGUCUCUUUAUUGCCAUAUUGCAUCUGUUGUGUUAUUAUUAAUUGAAUAAAUUAUUAUGUCUAUUACUUUUUGAAUAUUUAUAUUAUUUUAUGACAUUAGUUGAUUUAUGUAUUGAAACCCAAGAAUGAAGUUUUUUUUUUCAUAAAAAGUGCUAAAUCAAAUUGCCAUUUUAAAAAAAAAUGUUUUCUUCAUUAAUUAGUUUGUCAGUACAUAUCCUGAUCGAAAAUCGGCUUUUAAUCGACUCAUUAAUUUUCUCUUGGAGUCAUUCCUGCUUCCCAAUGCUGUUUAUUUAUGUUACUGUUUAUUAAGUAUUCAUGUAAAUCUCAUGAAUGGGAAAACAUAACUUAAGUGUAAAAAGAGGGCUAACUUACUUAUUUGAGCUUCACAGGUUUAAGUAGUGGUGUGCCUAGGUAAUAGUAUGUCCUGGUUCCACCAACAGGGGACUUUAGCUCUUUUUUUUUUUUUUUUAUCAAAUAACUUUAUUGAAAAAAAAAUACAUAGAUUUUUUUUUAAUUAGACAAGAACGUAAAUGUGUUGUUUUUGUAUGGAGCUUCAAAAAUCAACUCGCCGUGGACCCCAGAUGGUCUAGGUAUGCCACAUGCCACUGUGUUCAGCAAUAUAUCUUGUUUUAUCAUAAGAUCACAUUUUUAUCAAAUAAGAAUUAUGUGUGAAUAAUUGACUGGAGUAGUUUCAUUUUUUCGGAUAACUAUAAAAUCAUAAGAUGAUCUGAGCUUAAUCUAAUAUAGACCUUUUUUAAGUCGCCUUUAUUUUAGAUGUUUUUGUAUUUUAAUCUUGAUAAUUUAAGAAAUUAUAAAUUGGUUACAAGUUGCCGUCCGUUUUUCUGUACUGAUAAAGAUGUUUUCAGUAUAUUUUUGUCUUUUAUUUCUCGGUUUAUUCACAUUAUUUAGGAUGGUAUGAUAUGAUUAUUAAUUGGAUGUUAUUGUAUUGCAAGCAUCUAGUGUGAUGGAUACUGGUCACUAUGUAAAUAUUUUUAUUUUCCUUCAUCGUAUUUCCAAAUAUAAAUUUAUUUUGUUUUGGUCCAUACAGAUGUGAUGCUUAUUACAAGACUGUAAUUUUUUAAAAUGUAAAUAAUUGAAAAAAAUAAAUGCAAUACAUGGAGUUGUGAAAUUUAAAAAGAAUAAUUUUCAUGAGCAUAGUUUUAUUAGUUAUUGUUUUAAUUUUUUUGUUUUUCUUUAUUUUCUAUGAAUUAAAUUUAUGUAUCGGUACGAUUAAAUUCAUUGUGUAUUUUUUUCUUUUCUUUAAUAUUUGUUGUUACUAAUUGUGAACUUGAGUUUAUUGUUUAUGUUAGCAUUAUUUAUUUUUAGUCCUGUUGAUGUGAUUUAUAUUUGUAAGCUUUGUAUUUUACUCUGCAUUACUAAUGCAUGAAGUAUUAAAUACAUUAUUUCCUACGAUUUGUUAAACAUUUUUUGUUCAAUAAAUUAUAUUAUUACUUAUCUUUACUGCAUCAUACCAUUUUAAAAUUCCAAAGUAUUUCUCUGAAAUUGUUGUCUUUAACCCUUUUUAGCAUACAGUUAAUCUUUAUAUAUUAUUUUUCAAAGGUGUUUUUUUGUCAGAUUGCCAUAUCUUGGUCAGUUCUUCAACAAAUCCAAUGAUUGAGGCCUCAUUUUGAACAUCUCCAGGUGGGAGAUUAUUGGCAAAAGUAAUCGAAAUUUCAGGAAAAAAACGUUUAUUUGUGAAUACCUCAAAACCUAUACACUUUUUUGUUGAUUGCACUCAUGAUUAUUUGAAAGAUUACUAAAUUCCCAACAAAAUAAAAAAGAAUUAUCGAAAUUGAAUGGAAAUCUGUACAGGCCGAAGGGGAGCAAGUGGGCUCAAAUAUAUUUUUAAUGAGAAACAGAGUUGAGAUUUGCAUUUCACACCUUUAAAAACACUCAGAUACAAAUUUUGAUAGCAAUAAAAACAAUUUUUUUUUUUAUCAAAUUAAAUUAGAGCUUUUUUUUUGAAAAUUACAAAAAAUUUGUCAACUUCAACUUCAAUAUGCUUCCACCCAUCCACACGAAAAUUAGCAGGAAUUUUGGGCCACAUAUACUACAAUAAAUGACACAAAAAAAAAAACUAGUACUACUACAACCCAUGAAGGGUCUUGGGGUUGAGUACUAUUUAGGAAAAGCACUGUUUCUUAGUGAACAGUUGUGCAAGGAGGUGAUUUGACUGAGAUCACGCUUGACCACCAGUUUUUCUCCCUUAAUCAAUUAUUUAAUUUAGGGUACCCACUUUAUAGAGGCUAGCUGUGCCCUAGGAGAGUCUCACGGCCAAUGGAACAGAAUAAAUAAAUUUUCUGCCCUGAGCCGGGACUCGAACCUAGGAUCUUCAGCAUAGAUAGCUCAGUACCUUACCACUGAGCUACACCUCUCCCCUAAUAGAGGAUUUAUUCCUUAUAGAGAUGGUAAAUUAAAAAGUUAUUUAUAUGAUUUCGAAGAGCAAUAAUUCACCUUCCAAUUGUUACAGUAACAUUGAAUUGAAAAUACUGAGGAGUUUAUAAGUUUUAGUGGACGGUAGGAUAAAAAAUUCUAAUAAAAAGUAAAAUGGUUACUAUCGUGACCAGCUAAACACAGAACUAUAUCUUUAUUAUUUCUCAAAGAUUUUUUUUUUUUUUUUGUUGCUACGCCAUAUUUUAUUCAAUUAUUCAUCGAAUCCAAUGAUUGAGCACUCACUUUGAGCAACUUCCUUCUUUUUUUUUUGGUUCCUCACCUUUAAGGCUAAACGGGGUUUUCCCGGGCAAGGGGAUGUGGGCAUGGAUUUAAAAAAUCCCCCGGCACCGAGACUCGAACUCAUGACUAUUUUUUAUCAUUUGUCCCACAUAUCAGGUUGCCGGACAACGGUGGUGCUGUGCACACACGUUAGCACAUUCGACCACCCUGUCCACUCAGUUUGAACAUCUUCAGGUUGGAGAAAUUUCAGGAAAAGAAAAUUUAUUUGCAAAUAAAUUUCCAUGAUUAUUUAAAAGUUUACUAAAUCACCUACAAAAAAAUUGAAUUCAGACCAUUAUUAGCAGAGAUACAGAUUAUUGUAAUUCAUUAACAUUUUGGUUUAAAACUUGAAUGAAGUUUUAUAAUAAUUUGCUUUUACUUCGUCCAUUAAAAUUAGCAGAAAAACUGGAAAUGAUUCCUUCAUCUUACGUUAUGUUGAAUUGUUUAAUUUCUUUAUUUGGUCAUUUGUUCAAUAACCAAUAUUCUUUUCAAAUUGUUCGCAUAGGCCAACUAGUUAUAAAAAAUAUACAAAAAUGCAGUAUCUUCAAUAUAUAUGAGCAUAGUAAACAAUUUUUUUUUUAUUAUUUCUUUCAUUAACAAAAAAAAAUACAUAGUUGUACAUUUUUUAAUGGUGUACUGAAAUACACUCCUUGUUAUCAGUUUAAAAAGAAGGUUAUCUAAUCUUCAAAUUUAUCCACUCCCUCAUUCUACCCACAAUGGGGCAUAGUAUUUUUUAGUACAUGGAAGAAAAAAAAUUGACCGAAUGGAGUGUUACAAUUUUUUACUAAACUUAUUUAUAAUUACACUUUUUUGACUGAUCACUCUAACCAAUCUUCUCUUAAAUAUAUAUUUUUAUUUUAAUAUAUAUUAUAAUCAUUAAAUUACAUAUUUAUGUAUGGAUUUAUAGUUAAGUAGAAUUAUCUGGAUUCUGAGGAGACAGCACAGCACAGAUCCUGUUUUAUUGUUUCUUUUCCUUCUGCUCCUAAAUAAUAACCUAGCCAAUGAUAACUUCUUUAGAGUCUGAUAAGAGAAACAUAACUUAAAUGGCCUACAAUUAUAUGAAAAUAAAACAAAAUAGUAAGCGAAAAUUUCCAACAAAAUAAGAGUAUUUGCAUAGAAGAAAAAUCAUUCUUAAGAAUAGUCAAUGUCAAAUACAUUGGCUCCACAAUAACCUCAAUGAAGGAUGUCAAAAGAUUUUAGAGAAAUUCUUUAAAUGACAAAUGGAGUAAUCUGGACUCGUCAUAAAUACUGAGAAAGAAGAACUGCUUAUGAAAAUUGAAUGGAGAAGACUGGUUGAGGCAGGUCUGUAAAGCCAACAGAAAAAAAGUUUAUAUUUAUUGUAGGCGUUCCCAGACACACCCUAAUUCCGCUGUACCAAGUUUAAGUGGUUCUAACCUUCUCUCCUACAGCAAUAUUUUUAAUAUACAAUUUUUACCUCUUGAACACACAAAUCCAACCAAUCAAUAGUUAUACUUUAUCACAUAGCAUUGCUUUCUUUGUCAAAUUCUUUCUUGUUCAUGGCAUCCUUUUUUAGAACACCUUGCUUUAUCUACCUCCAAUGCCUCUUCCUUUAAACAUAAACUAUUUCUCCAUCUCCUUAUAACUCAUUCAAACAAGUUCAACCAAAUGAAAGUCUAAACUAUCAGAUCUGUCAGUAGCAUGACUGUUAUAAAGUAAGCUCUUGCCCCGUUUUAGGUCAGUUAUUUUGAUAAUAGCUCCAAAGCCCUGUUUCCUCAUCAUUCAUUUUUAAAAAAUCCAUAUGUAACCUUAAUGAUAUUAUUUGGCAUUCCAUGAUCAAUUAAUUAAUGGCAUCGACCCAUAGAUGUUGCCAUUUGGAGGGACCAAAUUGUAAUUAUAGUUUAAUUAAGUCAAAAAAUCUAAAAAAAAACAUAAGUGAUGUGAACCAUCCAUGCCUAAUCUAUAUAGAGCGCCUGUAAACUAGAACCAUUUUCAGCUGUUGAAGGAAAUAAUUUUUUAAGUAAAAAAUAUUCACAUGAUUUUAGUUUUACCAUAAAAAUGAAAUAACUAAUGAGUUAGGUUUAAAUUAGGUCUCUUAACAAAGAAAAAGAAAUUUUUGAAAUAUAUAUUUUUAUAAUUAAAAAUCAAGAAUUAUUUUAACAAGGUUAUUUGUCUCUCAGUCGCAAGAGUAUUAGAUCGUAAACCAACACACGUAAAAUCUAGAAUGUUAAUUUAUUAGUUUUACACAAUAUCCAUGAAAAUUUUAUUUUUUACACCUCCAGGUUUCAGGGUGGUUUUAUUCAGGAAUUAAGUAGAUAAAAAUAAAAUUAAUUUCCUAUGAAAAUUAACUUUUCUUCAAAUAUCAAACAAAGAUUUCCAUUUAAUACCCUUAAGAGACAAGAAAUAAGCAAAAACAUAUUAUAUUUAUACAGUAACAAACAUUUACACUUCAUUAAUUGGCUUACUGCUACUUUAUCACAGUAUAUUUUUAAUUUAUACAUAAUUAAAAUAGAAAAAAGCUUUAAAAUAAAAGGAUAAGCAUAAAAUAUAUUUACUCUCUUCUUAAAUUAUCGAGUCGAGCUUGCAAAUCUGCAUCUGCAUCUGUUGUCAUUCCACCAGUUGCUCCUGCAACAGGAGUGGCUGUUUUUCCUCCAGAGACAGAGAGGGAUGCAGUUGCCUGUGGUAAACCAGAUAAUUGAUCAUUCAAUUGAAGACCAAGUUCAUCCAGAACCUGUGAUACAAUAGCAUCACUUUCUUCUUCAUCAGCUUCAUCCUCCAUCGCAUCAUCUAUGGCAUCAUUCAUAAUUUCUUCUUUCAUAUCCAUUAUUUCAGAUUGUUUCUCGAAUUCCUGCAGAAUCUUUUGAAUUUGAGGCAGAUUAAGCUGCCGAUUCAUGUUCUGCAUCGCCUUGGAAACACCCUUCAUGGCUUGAGCCAUAGCAUUCUGUGAUCGAAGAGUUUGAAUUUUUAAAGAAACUGCUUGGAUGUUAGCUUUCAUAAUCAUAAACUUUUUUACAUACCUCCUUGUUCUCACAAGAUCUUUGGACAUAAUUUUGACAGACUCCAUCUGACCUUCUUUUGCCAUCUUUUUGAUAUCAGCAAUGAUUUUUUUUUCUUGUUGUUCCAUGCGUGCUUUUUCUCUGUCUAGGUCCCUUGUAGCUUUGUUUAAUGCUCUUUGAUUUUUCCUGAGCAUUUCUUCAGGAGUAAUUCUUUUUCCAAACAGCCACUCCAUUUUUGUGAUUUGUUUUCUCAAAUAGAUCAACUAAAGAAUUUCAACAAAAAGUUGAGGUUUCUAAAAGUACAGUUGAAAACACUAUGUACAGUAGGAAUCUUGAAGAAGGCAGAGUUAAUUCAAAAAGAUCGAAUUUGAACAACAUUCAACAAACAAUCUUACUCAAAAUUAAAUGGAAAAAAGGCUAAUAAAAGUAAAUUAAUCUUUUAAGGUCACAUAAAAUGACAAAUAUGAUAACAUAAACAAACCAUAUCACUUUAUGAAGAAACACUGUUAUCUAUAUGAAAGGUUUUAAAGGUU